AGAAGGGGGGAGGGAGGGAGAGAGAGAGAGAGGGCGAAGGAAAGAAAUGGGGAGGGGGAGAGUGGAGCUGAAGAGGAUCGAGAACAAGAUAAACCGGCAGGUGACGUUCAGCAAGCGGAGGAACGGGCUGCUGAAGAAGGCGUACGAGCUGUCGGUGCUCUGCGAUGUGGAGGUCGCCGCCAUCAUAUUCUCCAACCGCGGCAGGCUCUUUGAGUUCUGCAGCACCUCCAGUAUGCUCGAGACAAUUGAGAGGUACCAGAAGUGCAGCUAUAAUGCAUCAGACGCAAUAGUUCCUCCAAAGGAGACACAGGUUUCUCAGAACAGUUAUCAUGAAUAUUUGAAGCUGAAAGCUAGAGUUGAAUUUCUACAGCGUUCUCAAAGAAAUCUUCUUGGUGAAGACCUUGGUCCAUUAAGUGUAAAGGAGCUCGAGCAACUUGACAACCAAAUAGAGAUAUCUCUCAAGCACAUCAGAUCAACAAAGACCCAAUUAAUGCUUGAUCAGCUAUGUGAUGUUAAGCGCAAGGAACAAAUGUUGCAGGAAGCUAACAAAGCCUUGAGAAGAAAGCUGGAAGAAGGUACAAAUAAUCCCCUCCAACUUUCAUGGCAAAAUGGAGCAAAUGAUGUGGGGAAUGCCCCAUGUGGUGGUGAACCUCCUCAAUCGCAGGGAUUCUUUCAACCCCUGGGAUGUGAACCUUCUCUGCAAAUUGGAUACCAUCCAGUUUGUAUAGAUCAAUUGAACACUGAAGCCGCCGCCACCCAGAAUGUUAAUGGGUACUUUCCCUGGUGGAUUUGACGAGUUCUGGAACUUGAAAACUUUCUACCUCUACAGCUGAAAAUGCUACCUGAUCAAUUCUUCCUUCCUGUUUUUAUAUUUUACUCUGAUGUUCCUUUCCCUAAAAGUCUCAUAUGAAGAUAUGAUAAUAAUAGAUCUUGAGUCUUUGUAUCUGUAAAGUGAACCAAAAUAUGUUGCUAGAUGAAUGUGGAAUGGUACAAUAGUUUGUAUUGAAAUAAUAUUAUAUAGAAGUUAAUAAGAUACAUUAUGAUAAUAAUA
Molecule: messenger RNA, 1051 nt
Organism: Phoenix dactylifera (date palm)
Lineage: Eukaryota; Viridiplantae; Streptophyta; Magnoliopsida; Arecales; Arecaceae
Source: RefSeq, a predicted model, not a curated record